AUGUAUGAGUCCACGUGCUCACUGCUGCAAAUAUGUGAGAGAGCGUCCGAUUGUCACGCUCUUCUUCGCAGGAAGCAUUGGCGACCCCCCAAGAUUUCUAGUCAGUGUGAAUCAAUGUUUGCUAAUGUGUUGGUGAAGUUAUUAAUGUCUGCCUCAUGUGAAGUUGAAGAAUUGCGCAUCCCCCGAUCUACAGAAAUUCGUAACAUUCCUUGCUCCAUUUGUAACGUGGAAGCCCUCACGGCGCCUGACCACGUUCUCAACACCUUCGACAGCCACCGACUUCCACCAUGCGGUUUUUCGUGGGCAAGUGUACACUCAGCACUUCUCCUGCUGGCAGUCCGGGCGUCAUCACAGCUGUGUGUACCUGACUGCACAGGCAGGAAAGAGGGAGACCUGGUUAAAGACCCAACCAAUUGUCUUCAGUAUUAUGUCUGUAGCGACCCAGAUGGAGACGGUGUCCUCCCCAUAGAGCCGUCUGUCUUACCCCUCCAGUGCGAAGAAGGGUAUUUCUUCAAUUCAGCUGAUAGUGUGAGGCAAUGUCAGACGAUAAAUCCUUCUGCCGACUAUUGUAAAGGUCUCUGCAGCCCGUGUGUCAUCCAGUGUGAGACUCCAGGCACGUUAAUUCCGUCAACACUGGAUUGUAGCAAAUAUGAAAUCUGCCUUGAAACAGGUCCUCUGGAAGUAGAAUGUCCGACUGGUACUCCGUAUUUCAACUUCGAGACGGGAGCGUGUUCUGAUGACCCUACUGUUUGCUACGAAACUUGUGACCCCUGUGACGUGUACUGCGUGACUGAGGGCAGGAUUCCUAAUCCACACAACUGUCAUGGUUACUUGUACUGCAACCCUCCUGAUGUGGCUUUAUUUCUUUGCCCCGAAAACGAAGUCUUUAACACACAAUCUCUCAUCUGUGAGAACACCACAGACACCUGUAACAACCUCUGUACAGACACCACUGGCGCUUAUGAUGAUUCUUGGGACUCGUUUUUGGAAUAAGUUUGAGUAUGUUUGAUAUGUUAAUAAAUUUAUCAGCGUUUAUAGGUUUUACAAAAAAAAAUAUAAUUUUAUUAAAAGCCUCAUAUGGGGUAAUUAUCUCACAGGAAAACAUGCAUCCUUUAUCCUGAUGUCAUUGAGAUUAGAGUGAAAAGUAAAGUGUAUGUGAUGACGAGUGACUCACUGGCACCAACAAGUCUGAGCAAAUUCCUCUGGUUGACAUUUGGUGCUAUUGGUCGAAAUGUGGCUCCACUGGUCAAGACGUGAUAUAUCUGUUCGAAACAUCCUAUAAGUGAUCACUGGAGAAUACGUGAAACUACUGUUCGAACCGUGUAACAGAACUACGAGGGGAAAAACGAUGCUGCAUAUCUACUACGCUCUUAAGAAGUCUCCACUAAGUGCUCAGUAAUUAGUUUUCUUACCAUUGUCUCAGAGAACAUGUAGUGACAGAGGAACAUCAAAGAUCAUUACUUAACUCUCAUAGUGAACCUUAUUAAAUACUGAAAGUAAAGCCGUAAACCUAGACUCACAUAUCACUACUGGAUUCCCUGUGCUGCAACUUCAGCGAGUCAGACUUCAAGAAACAGUUCAAUUAAUCCUUA
This is a messenger RNA of Cherax quadricarinatus, 1592 nucleotides long. The record is from RefSeq and is a predicted model, not a curated record. Lineage: Eukaryota; Metazoa; Arthropoda; Malacostraca; Decapoda; Parastacidae.